Molecule: messenger RNA, 2981 nt
Organism: Nerophis lumbriciformis (worm pipefish)
Lineage: Eukaryota; Metazoa; Chordata; Actinopteri; Syngnathiformes; Syngnathidae
Gene: wdr95
Product: WD40 repeat domain 95
Molecular function (GO): protein binding
Source: RefSeq, a predicted model, not a curated record
GUAUGCCCUUGGGGGAAAAGACCCGCUCUUCAUCUGCGUGGGGAAGAUUGGAAACCCAAAAUGUUCCCAGCAUUCUCUCUGAAUUAGGCCGCUCAGGCAACGAGGAUGAGGAGGAGCAGCCUGGAUGGCUCGUCCGAGAGCAGCUCAAGCAGAACGGGCGAAGACGCUCGCUCUCCAGUCCGUCACACAGCGCUAUCGAUCCCACUUUCAGCCUCAAGGAGAUGAAACAGGCAUUUGAGGUUUUGGAAAAAGACGGCUUUGAGGCAAUUGAUGCAAAGAGUUUUGUGGGCAUCGUAAAGAAAUGUUUGCCAGCCACGGACGCUGUGUUGGUUCAAGGGUUAUUCAAGAAGAUUGAUUGCUUAGGAAAGGGAACGAUCUCAUGGAGCAACUUCGCUGCACACAUGCUGCAGGAGUACUUGGAGAGGGAGGAGCGAGCAAGAUGCAGCAAACGGGUCGCCUUCGCUCUGCCGGCCACCAUCACGGCCAGACGCCGCGCCGACAGCCCCGUGGUCAAUAUCCACCACAGUCGCGACGGCGUUGUCAUGACGAUGCGAGAAGAUGGAGCUGUUUCCUGCUGGAGCCCUCAACUUCAGCCUCUGAGCACCAAACGCAUGUUUAGUGAAGCAAACAGGAAGUGGGCAAGUGACUUCUGCCUAUUGGCUGAAUACAACAAGCUGAUCAUCGCCACUGGCAACAGAGAAAUACAACUUUACGAACUUUCCACGCUGGAGCCUUACUGCCAAAUCAAUGCUCUGGACACAGUCCCACUGAAGAUGGACUGCAGCUGCACAGGCCCUGACCAGUGCUGCUUUCUCUUUGGAGACAUGGAGGGAUGCAUCAAUAUUAUUUCAAUAUUUGCUGUUGAAGAUACCCUGAGGCUAUGGAAUAAAUCUCCAAAGACGGGAAGGAUGCCCAGCGUAGCGAUCGGCACUGCAGUCCUUUCACCGAACAUAACGUUUGUGCGAUGGAAGGUUCAUCGGGACUGGGUGACGCAGGCCAAAUAUCUUCCAUGUUUCAAAGCUGUCAUCUCCUCAUCAAGCGAGGAGACCUCAUCUCUUGUAAUAGGCUGUGUGCUGCCUCAAACCAACGUCCAACAGGAACUGAGUGAGAUCCAAGAGGCCUGCUAUGAAGGAAAGACCACAAAGGUCCAACUGAGCUGGACGCCACAGCUCCGGGUGUCAUGUGACCAGACGGUGUUUGCCAUCCACAAAGGCGUGGAGACCUUUGACCUUUGUGAAAAACUCAGCCUGCUGGUUACUGGAGGAAUGGACAGACGCAUACGCAUGUGGAACCCUCAUUCUUCUGGGAAGCCCACUGGGGUCCUGAAAGGUCAUUGUGCUCCCAUCACCUACCUCUGCAUCUCAGCGGAAGACAAUCUGAUCUUUUCGGUUUCCGUCGACAACACAGCUAAAAUCUGGGCCGUCCAGGAGCAAUGCUGUCUGUUCACAGCAGAAUCCAAAGACAGUGGCAUACAGGGUGACAUAACGGCUUGCUUGUAUUUUGCCGCUGUGAGGUCACUGUACAUUGCGGCGGACUCUGUGGCCGUGCUCGCUCUCAAGACCAGGCCCCAGCCUCAUGGCAUUCGGACUGUUUCACAUAACGAGUCGGUCAUGUGCUGUGGGUACAGCAAAGAAUUCCGGAAAGUUGUCAGCUGCUCCGAGGGAUCGUUGGUGAAAGUUUGGGAUUUCGACACCGGACGCCAGGUUUUCGAGUUUGGCGGCGCACACAACUUGACCGCGAUCACUUGCAUGACAUUUGACACCAAAGGCAGAAGACUCAUCACAGGAGGAAAAGAUGGUUGUCUCAAGAUGUGGAAUUUCAACAAUGGUCGCUGCCUAAAGACCCUCAUGAGCAGUGGCAAAAAUCCCGAAUUGCAUGACUGUGUUUACUUAGAUGUCCACAACAAUUCCUACGUGAUCUCAGUCGGCAAGGAUGCAAUGAUUUACAUCUACCCAGACUUACCUGAGGAGCCGCAUCAUAUUCAAAGGCAACAGUCUACAUGGCAGAAUGAAGUGAAAAGGGGCCAUAAAGAGGAUGUCCUCUGCGUGGCACAUUGUCCUCCGUCCCUCGUGGCCACUGGCAGCUGUAACGGCGAGAUUACAGUGUGGAAUUUGAUUUCUGGACAAAUCCACAGUCGCCUGGUCAACCCUCUUCCAGCUGAACACCACAAUGUUGACGGGCCGGACACCAGCGUUCCGUGCAUGAUCUUCCUCAAGUUAGAGCACUUUUCCCCGGCCACAGCAGCUCUCCUGUCUCCAGGCACCGCGGGCUGCAUAAAUCUGUGGGACGUGAACGGCGGAGGGAGGCUGGUGACCUGCUUCGAGGCUUCUAAACGGCAACAAAUGAUCACAAAAAUGUCCAAAACGACCAAAGGCGCAGUGCUGUAUGCUGCCGAUCGCAUUGGCUACGUUUACAUAUACGACAUGGGGAAGUUAACUGUUGGCCCCCAACCCAAGCCACUGAAAGCUGACGCCUUCUGGCGAGCCCACACCAGCAGAAUUACAGGCCUGGAGGUUGUCGACAACGAUCAAGUGGUCCUCACCUCCUCCGUAGACCUCACAGUGCGCCUCUGGGGUGUACACGGACAAUUCAUAGGUACAUUUGGCCAAUCGGACGUGUGGAACGUCCACAUCACAUCUUCCUGGAAGCAUCCCGCUGUUCCUUACGAGGUCUUGACUGAUCCUCUCAGCAUGCCAGAUUGUGAACUUGUCAAAGGAACAUCGUCUGAUAACAUCGAUUGUCAGGGAGAAGGACUCCAACUCAGGACUCAAAGAGUAGGACGAAUAUAAAGUAUUAUUUAUUUAUUUUUUAAACAUUUGUCUUGACUUAGAAAAUAACUAGCGCCCCCCGCAACCCUGAAUGGGACAAGCAGUAGAAAAUAGAUGGAUGGAUGGAUGGAAAUUUAUCAGAAUAAUUUGAAUUAAUAGAUUUUUUUUAAUGCAAGAACAAAGAAGAAAAAUCAGAAAUUUCCAAUUUUUUGA